Messenger RNA from Gadus chalcogrammus (walleye pollock), 1115 nucleotides. RefSeq names its product arrestin domain-containing protein 3-like. NCBI's taxonomy places the organism in Eukaryota, Metazoa, Chordata, Actinopteri, Gadiformes, Gadidae. The record is from RefSeq and is a predicted model, not a curated record. Gene Ontology annotation, cellular component: cytoplasm; plasma membrane. The transcript has 6 exons. Gene Ontology annotation, biological process: protein transport. Bases 1 to 1062 code for a protein of 353 amino acids.
AUGGAAGACACUGUGAAGGCUUUCUCGGUAUAUUACAAUCACAUUAACAAUGAAGGCACCUUUACUGGAGGAGAUUGGAUCUCAGGGAACAUCAAAUUAGAACUUUCAAAAGAUUGUAAGAUCAAUUCACUCUAUGUGCAGAUCAAGGGGAAGGCCAAUGUCUUAUGGACGGAACAAUAUGGCAAAACUGUAGUAGUUUACUCUAGCAAAGAGAAGUUCUUUACUAUUAAGCAAUCCGUCAUACAGGAGUUCAAAGGACAGGAAAGCCAAACGGUUGGCCGAGGGUGCUAUGCCUACCCAUUCAACUUCCAGAUUCCUUCAGAAGAUCUUCCACCAUCCUUCAAAAGCUUCACUGGGAAAAUCCGGUACAGGGUGAAGGCCUACCUGAGUAGGUCUAUGAGCCGAGAUAGCAAAGCUAAUGCUCCCUUCACCGUUAUUUCCAAAGCCAGCUGUAGUCCAGAAAUGAUGAUUCCACAGCAUAGUAUCAAACACCAGAAACUAAAACUCUUCAACUCAGGAAAAGUGACUAUGGAUGUUCACAUUAAUAAAAUGUCCUUCUGUCCAGGUGAGGCCAUUCAAGUCACAGCCUGCAUUCAGAACAGUUCAUCCCGGGACAUUAAGCCCAAGUACUGCUUGUACUUAAAGACCAGCUUUUUUGCAAAUGGGAAGAGAAAAGUAACGACCAAAGACCUGGUGAAAGAGGUGGGGGAGCCCAUCCCCCACUCCGCCGGCCAGAAUGUGAUCAGGGUCAUCACCGCCCCCGCCACCACCGAAGUGUCCAUCUUGAACUGUUCCAUCAUUAAACAUGAGUACAGACUCAAGGUCUAUCUGGACGUGAAGUACCAAUUCGACCCAGAGGUCAAGUUCCCCAUCGUCAUCCUGCCCGCCACAGCAUCUCCUGGCCUGGGUCAGCCUCCUGCCGAUGGGGCCGAUGGGGGCUAUGGGGGCUAUGGCUUUGAGGCGUUCGGGAACCCUUCACCUACCUCAGCUGCCUCUGAACCCUCUGCCCCACCUCCGCCUCCCUCCUACGGGACAUACAGCCUGUAUCCCCCCUUGUCUUGAACUUAACAACGAACAACAACAACCAGUAUCUGACAUGGAUUUGAAAUGCUUUG